AUGGACACCCUCGACGAGAAGGCGAAUGGAGGACCACCGAUGGAGGUUGAGGAGAUCGUGUCUGUCAAUGAUCAUGAGGCGUUCGCGCAUAAGCAUAUGCCAGACCUCGGGCACGACAUCAAAGAGUUCAAGGUGUUCUCUUGGAAGAUUACGAAUUGGAAGAAGCUAGAAAAGAAGAUCACCGGCCCAGACUUUGAAUGUGGAGGGCACAAAUGGCGCAUACUCCUCUUCCCUUUCGGCAACUCCAACGCACCACCAAAUGACACUGUGUCGGUCUAUCUCGACUACGCCGAACCCAAACGUGCUCCGGAGGGAUGGCAUGCCUGUGCACAAUUCGCUCUGGUUAUCUCCAACCCACUCGACCCCACCAUCUACACCGUUAGCCAUGCCCACCACCGUUUCAUUGCCGAGGAGUGCGACUGGGGAUUCACGCGAUUCAGCGAGUUGCGCAAGCUCUUCACUGUGCAAGAUGGGCAUACCCGGCCUACUAUUGAAGAAGAAACAGCGGAAGUAAGCGUGUUCGUCCGUGUUUUGGAAGAUCCGACUGGCGUGCUCUGGCACAACUUCGUCAACUAUGACUCGAAGAAGGAGACUGGCUUCGUAGGGUUGAAGAAUCAAGGAGCGACGUGUUAUAUGAACUCCUUGUUGCAGUCCUUUUUCUGCACACCCUCGUUCCGAAAGGCUGUCUACCAGAUUCCCACGGAAGACGACCACCCAACAGAAAGCGUUCCAUUGGCGUUGCAGCGGGUAUUCUACCAUCUGCAAACAUCCGAUCAGCCAGUCGGGACUACCGAGCUCACUAAAUCGUUUGGAUGGAAGUCACUAGACUCAUUCUUGCAGCACGAUGUACAAGAGUUCAAUCGUGUGCUUCAAGACAAGCUGGAGAUGAAGAUGAAGGGCACGAAAGCGGAGGGAGCCAUCCAGAAGCUCUUCGUCGGCAAGAUGAAGAGUUACAUCAAGUGUGUGAAUGUCGACUUCGAGUCGUCGCGCAUUGAGGAGUUCAACGAUAUCCAACUGAACGUCAAGGGCAUGAAGAACUUGUACGAGUCAUUCAAAGACUACGUGGCCGUUGAGACUUUGGAUGGCGAGAACAAGUACAUGGCCGAAGGAUAUGGCCUGCAAGAAGCAAGGAAGGGUAUCGUCUUCCAAUCAUUCCCGCCAGUGCUCCAUCUACAGCUCAAACGUUUCGAGUACGACAUUCAACGUGAUGCUAUGGUUAAGAUCAACGAUCGCCACGAAUUUCCAUUCGAGAUUGAUCUUGGAGAAUUCCUCGACGAGACUGCUGACCGGUCACACCCUUGGGUGUACAAGCUCCAUGGUGUAUUGGUUCACUCCGGCGACCUUCAUGGUGGCCACUACUUCGCCCUGAUCAAGCCCGAUCGGCAAACAAGGUGGCUCAAGUUCGACGAUGAUCGUGUCACGCCGGUGACUGAUCGAGAAGUACUCGAAGAGAACUACGGAGGGGAAGCCUUGAAUGGCCUGGUCCCGCCUAUGCAGCGCAACCAGGUUCGCUCUGUGAAGCGUUUCACGAACGCUUACAUGCUUGUGUACGUGCGUGAGAGCGCCAUCGAUGAAGUUCUGGCUCCAUGGAAGGAUGAGGAUACGCCCGCACACUUGAAACGCCGGCUAGAGGAGGAACGCUUGCAAAUGGAAGCGAAGAAGCGCGAGCGCGAGGAACAGCACCUGUAUCUCACUGCCAAGGUUAUCACCGAUCAGACAUUCUCCGACCACGAAGGCUUUGACCUGGCGACCUUCGAUGAACGGAAUUGGCCUGCUACUGAGUUACCUACGUUCCGCGUACUCAAGAACGAGCCUUACAGCACAUUCAAGGCACGUGUGGCGCAACACUUCAACUACCCGGAGAGUCAAGUCCGACUAUGGGUCUUGGUUAACCGGCAGAACAAGACUGUUCGACCUGACACUCAUAUUCCGGAGAAUGAACCUCAGCUCACUGUUGAGGUGAUUCGCAACAACAUGGCCGUCCGCCAGCAGAAUGAUCUCCGCCUGUACUUGGAUGUCAUUUCUGAUCCUGUGCACCCCGAGCUCCCGGCAGGAUCUAUCAUGAUCUUCCUCAAGCACUUCGACAUCGCAAACCAGAGACUCACUGGUGUUGGCAAGAUUUACGUCCCCCGAGCCAAUAAAGUGUCCGACCUCAUUCCUCUUAUCAACGAGCGCAUGCGAUGGACGCCUGGAACACCUCUGAAGCUCUAUGAGGAAAUCAAGCCUGGCAUGAUCGAGCUCAUGAAGCCCAAGCUCACCUUCACGCAGAGCGAGAUCCAGGAUGGCGACAUCAUCUGCUUCCAGGUCGACAUGACGGAGAAAGAGCUGCACGACUAUGAGGCACAAGGGCUGUACCCGAACCCAGUUCAGUACUACGACUUCCUGCAGAACCGCGUCAUGGUGCUGUUUAGGCCGAAGUUCGAGGAAACGGACGCGGAGCAUCCCGAGUUCCACCUGACUCUCAGCAAGAAGCAGAACUACGACACCAUGUCUGCGAAGGUAGGAGAGCGACUAGGUUGGGACCCGAUCAAGUUGCGCUUCACGACAACGCACUCCUCCAACGGCUCGGCCAAGUCGGUUCUCAAGCGUUCUCUGAACCAGAGCAUACAGGAGAUCAUGCAGCCGAACUACGUCAACCCGCAAACGACUGUAAUUUUGUACGAGAAACUGGAGGUCUCCAUCGUCGAGCUCGAGACAAAGCGCUCUCUCAAGGUCGUGUGGACUGGCAUCCACAAUAAGGAGGAGUCGACACACAACUUCUUGCUUCCGAAGACAAGCGUGGUGCACGACCUUGCUGCGGAUCUUUCGAAGCAAGUCAAGCUCUCGCCUGGCGGGACAGGCAAGAUCCGUGUCUUCGAGGUCUCCAAGGACGGCAAGACGCAGAAGGAGUUUACCAGCUCGGAGAUGAUCGGCAACAUCCCGGACCCUGUUGAGCUCUAUGCUGAGGAAAUCCCUCGCGAAGAGCUCGAGGCGGAGGAAGCAGACAAGGUCAUCAGCGUGUUCCACUUCUCCAAAGAGGUGUCUCGAACGCACGGUGUGCCUUUCCGCUUCGUCGUGAAGCCGAACGAGAAGUUCUCCGAGACGAAGAAGCGUCUUCAGGUACGAAUAGGCGCACCGGACAAGGACUUCGCCAAGUAUCGCUUCGCCUUGAUCCAAGUCGCGACCUUCAAGCAGCCGUCAUACAUCGAAGAUGAUGACAACAUCUACGACCAUAAGUUUGCUCCAGAAGACGUCCUUGGUUUGGAUCACGUAGACAAGUCCGGCAAGACGCGCACGGGAGCAGGAGAGAAGGCUAUCGUGAUUCGCGGUUGA
Molecule: messenger RNA, 3312 nt
Organism: Epithele typhae
Lineage: Eukaryota; Fungi; Basidiomycota; Agaricomycetes; Polyporales; Epitheliaceae
Product: cysteine proteinase
Exons: 19
Coding region: 1-3312 (1103 amino acids)
Biological process (GO): protein deubiquitination; regulation of protein stability
Cellular component (GO): cytosol; nucleus
Molecular function (GO): cysteine-type deubiquitinase activity; cysteine-type endopeptidase activity; protein binding
Source: RefSeq, a predicted model, not a curated record